Molecule: messenger RNA, 2358 nt
Organism: Plodia interpunctella (Indianmeal moth)
Lineage: Eukaryota; Metazoa; Arthropoda; Insecta; Lepidoptera; Pyralidae
Exons: 1
Coding region: 1-2358 (785 amino acids)
Molecular function (GO): zinc ion binding; nucleic acid binding
Source: RefSeq, a predicted model, not a curated record
AUGAAUGGUACUCAACUGCGGGACGCCUCCGGGCGUUUCUUGAAAAAGGGCCCUUCUCAGGGCCACCCUAACGGCCCUUCUCAGGGCCACCCAAACGGCCCUUCUCAGGGCCACCCAAACGGCCCUUCUCAGGGCCAACUAAAGGGAAGGAGUGGAAAGCGUGGGGGGAAGAUUUCGGUGGGGGGAGAGAAAAGUUCGGGCGGGAAGGACGGAACUGAUAAGGAGCGGUCCAGGUCCGAACAUGAAGAAAGUCGCGGUGGAUCGGAAGGGGAAGCAAUGGCGGAUGAGAGUGGUGUGGCUACGGUCCAAGGAAGGCUGUGGAACCCGUUGGGAAGUGUGGGCUCCAUCACCUCGCUGUCCGAAUCGGUGCUGGGUGCCAAGCGCCUCUACUCGGAGGUAGCGAGUGGGUCCGGAUCCGGUUCGGACACGGAGGUUGAUUGGACACGGCCGGAAAUAUUGCCGAAGGCAAAAAGAGGGAAGGCUCGAGGUGCCUCGAAUAUGACGGGAGCCCGGGCUGAAACGCGAAGGAGUCGGGAGGAGGAUGUGGAGGCCUCCUUCUCAGCCACUCUGGGAACUCGGGCCUUCCGGAGGGGAGAACACCCGAGUGGGGACGAGGGGUCGGAUGUGGCCCCCAUUGAGGUACGGGACUUCAGUGCCUUGGGUGCUGACGGACUUAUGGCUACUGCGGUGGAGAGGCUGGGAAUUAUAACCAGCCUCGUCAGAAAGACCACCGCCUUCAAGGGGGGCUUCAGCGCGAAGAUUCUGCGUGCCUCUACGGACAUCAGGGAUAUCAUGGAUACCCUGGUGUCGCGUAACGAGUCGGACGAAGUACGGCGCCUCAGGGCUGAUAAUGGUCGCCUCCAAAGAGAGGUGGCCAAUAUGAGGGCAGAGGUCGCUGCGCUCCGCAGCGGGUUUGAGGAGGCUCGCCGCGAGGUCAACCAGGCUGCGCGAGCUGCGGAACAGCGGGCAGGUGCACCUGCAGAGGAAGAGAGGCUGAUGGAGAGGCUGGAGGCUUCCAUAGCCAAAAUGAUAGAUGGCCGCCUAGCAGAGCUGAAGACUUGCCUCCCUCGGAUGGUCACCCGCCCACCUCUGGCGGGUGACAGUUCGAGGGUGGCCAGGGCCACUAGGGCGGCCAUUGCGGAGGCCUCCGGAUUGAGUCCGGCGCUGCUGCCUAAGCGGACGGGAAUGGAAGGCCGUAGAAGGGAAAGUGCUGAGGAGGGGAUGGAGUGGGGGCCGUCGACCUCUGCAGUUCCGGACGAGUUCCCGGAGCUCCCUGGAGUUGAGGAUGGGCCGACGACCUCGGCAAUUAUGGUCGACGGAUCCCCGGAGCUCCCCUGGGUUGAGGUUGGGAGGAGGAGCAAAGGGAAGGGAAAGGGCAAAAAAUCCAAGCCCAAGCCCGAGGCGGUACCCAAGGGGGCCCCCUCAACCGUGCCCAAGCCCACGGCGGCGCCCACGGGGGCGCCUAAGUCUGUGCCCAAGCCUACGGCGGCGCCCGCGGAGGCGCCUACGUCUGUGCCCAAGGAGUCCCCCAAGGCGGCGCCACUGAGGGUGGUGAAAAAACUGUCGGCCCCUAGCUCCUCGGCUGUAAUUCUUAAGUUACAGCCGGAGGCAGUGCAAAAUGGGGCCACAUACAGUUCCGCCCUCCUCAAGGCCGAGCAAGAGGUGAACCUGGAGGAGCUGGGCAUUGGCUCGCUUCGGAUUCGCCCGAGUGCGACCGGAGCGAGAUUAAUUGAGGUCCCCGGCUCCUCUAGCUCAGGCAAGGCGGACGCACUUGCUUCGGCCUUGAAGGUGGCUCUGGCCGGCGUCGUGGACGUUUUCAGGCCCGUCAAAACUGCGGAUUUCCGCGUGACGGGACUGAAUGAUGCGGCAACGGCGCAGCGGAUAAAGGCUGCGGUCGCGCAAGCCGGGAGCUGUACGGAGGACCAGGUCUGGGUGGGUGAAAUCCGCUCAGACUGGCGGGGCUCUGGCUCUGCCCUGAUGCGCUGCCCGGUCACGACGGCCAAAAAGCUGAUCGAGGCGGGCAGCCUCACGGUAGGCUGGAGCCGGGUGCAGCUCCGGCACCUGGAGGCGCGCCCCAUGCACUGCUACAAGUGCAUGGGGAAGGGGCACACUGCAUCGCUGUGCCCCUCGCAGACGGACCGCAGCCGGCUCUGCUAUAGGUGCGGGGAGGCAGGGCAUUUGUCCGCCUCCUGCACAGCGGAGCCCCGCUGCGCGGUAUGCCGCGACGCCGGCAAGCCGGCGGGCCACGUGAUGGGGGGUAGGGCCUGCAACCCACCCCCGAUCCGAGGGAAAGGGCCGUCCCCUCCUCCGCGCGAGGGAAGGCAAGGGGAGGCGCCAGUCGGCCAAAUGGAGGAGUGA